AGAAAUAUUAGAGGUAUAUGACCCACGCCGGCGGCGGCCUCCCCUUUAGAUGAUUUGAAUGGAAAGCAACCCCACCCACGCCCCUUGUUUCACGCAGCCACCUCCUUCCGCGGUGGCCUCUCAUCCGCCGCCACUUUAACAACCCUAGCCCCCUCAAUUUCCCCUAAUUUCAAUCCCAGAUCUCAUCCUCCUCCUUCCCCAUGGCAACGAUUAUCUCCCCUUCCUCUCCCGACGACAUCCCCACCGCCACGCUCGCCCUCCCCACCCCCAACCCCGCCCCCCGGCGCCUCCCCCCGCCGUGCUGGACCCCCGAGGAGACCGUCGCCCUCAUCGACGCCUACAAGGACAAGUGGUACUCCCUCAGCCGCGGCAGCCUCCGCGGCCACCACUGGCAGGAGGUCGCCGACGACGUCGCCUCGCGCUGCCCCGCCCACCCCGCCAAGACCUCCGUCCAGUGCCGCCACAAGAUGGAGAAGCUCCGCAAGCGGUACCGCGCCGACAUCCAGAGAUCCGCCGCCCGCAGAUCCGCCUCGUCCUGGGCCCACUUCCAGCAAAUGCACUCCAUGGAGAAGGGCACCGACCUCCCCACCCCCCCUCCGUCCUCCUCAUCGGAUGAAGAAGAAGAAGAGCACAGCACCAAGAGCAACAGCGUCAAGCGCCGCAUCAACGAUCUCUACAACCGCCACGCCAAUCAGAGCGUCCGGAUCAAGAUGCCUGGCGCGGCUCCAAACCCUAGCCCUAGAAUUAUCCCCAAUUCGAGUGGUAGGCCGUCGGUGGUGGAAGCGAUACAGGCGUUGGGAGAGGGAUUCGUGAGAAUGGAGAAGAUGAAGAUGGAGAUGGCACAACAGAUUGAAGAGAUGCGGAUGGAGAUGGAGCUCAAGAGAACGGAGAUGAUUCUCGAUUCGCAGCGCAGAAUCGUCGACGCUUUUGCUCGUGCCAUCAAGAAGCCCAAGAAUCAUCACUAUGCCUAAAACUCAUUUGUAACUUUAUCCAACUGUCUCAAGUGCAAAAUGGAUUUGUUACUUUUUUUUA
Salvia hispanica is the source of this 1032-nucleotide messenger RNA. RefSeq lists its product as uncharacterized. Lineage: Eukaryota; Viridiplantae; Streptophyta; Magnoliopsida; Lamiales; Lamiaceae. The record is from RefSeq and is a predicted model, not a curated record.